UUGUGUAAGAACAUGGGAAGAGGGCUAAAAGUUAGAAUCUAAUAUCUGCAAAGUGGGAUAUACCUUUCCCACUCUAUCAAUCCUCAAGUUUGUUCCCUGCGCUUGUAUUCUCUUUUUAUUCUUUGGAAUUUGUGAUCCUUUUCCAGCUCUCACCCUGUGGGUUGUGUCCAUUUGCUUAAAUAUUCUUUUGUGACCAUUCUCAUGCACGAGCAAGCAAAGGGUUCUAGCCAGAAACAGGGAAUAUAUAUAAUCUCCCUCUGUCUCUCUCUCAAGAAGAUUAUCCAAUCCUGAACCGAAGUCUCAGGUGGCUGUCACACACACACAUCAACCGUGGACACAACUGCCUACACAUGCGUGGAUGACUCUCAGCAUAGCUCUUGUUACAAUACUAAGUUUAUGGAGUGAAGAAGCAAAUAUUAACUAAUAAGUUUUCUGAUUUGUCCAAAAGGGAAAUCACAUAUUGAUCAUUUCCAGUUAGUCAACUUUGAGUUGGAAGAAAGAGCAUGCCCUGAUUCUUAUUGGAUGAUUCCUUACUUUGCCUACAUGUCCAAAUGAGUUGCCAAACAAAUCAAACAUAAUUAAAUGGAGGAUUAUAAAAGAGAGUAAUAAUAUUGCCAACAAGGUAGCGCCAUGGCUGCAAAGCCAAGGUUGACAUUAACAUGUGUAUAUAGACGGUUUAAAAGGAAAUAUAAAAGAGGGGUGGAGGCCGUACUUUGCUUGUAGUUCUGAUGGCAGUGCCUAGCAGCAAUAUAGCAACCGUCCUUGAAUCUGAAGGAGUUGAGUUCCUUCUAUCUGGUGACAGAAAGGUCCCCUUGUCAUCAUGUAAUGGGAAGACAGUGUGCCUCUUCUUCUCAGCAAAUUGGUGUAGGCCUUGCAAGGCUCUUACCCCUCAGCUGGUGAGGCUUUAUGAUGUGCUUAAAAUGGAAGGUAAAGAGUUUGAGAUUAUCUUUGUCUCCUUCGACCGCGAUGAGGAAAAAUUCAAUGAACACUUCAAGUGCAUGCCAUGGCUGACAGUCCCAUUUGAUGCAAACCUGCAUAAACGAUUGAGUGACCUGUACCACAUCGAUCGCAUCCCAUCACUCAUUUCAUUAAGUUCAGAUGGAAUAUCAGUUGAGGAAGACUUGGUUGGACUGAUUGAAGACUAUGGAGCUGAGGCAUUUCCAUUCACUAAGAAUAGAAGAGAAGAACUGAAGGCUGCUGACGAAGCGAAGCGCGAAGGGGGAAAACUAGAAGAGCUUUUGGCUCAUCAAGGACGAAACUAUGUCAUGUCUAGUGAUGGUAGAGAGAUAUCAGUGUCCAAACUUUUUGGUAAGACCAUAGGCCUUUACUUCGGUGCACAUUGGAGCCCUCCUUGCCGUGCCUUCACUUCCAAACUUAUAGAAGCAUACAACGAGCACAUGGCCUCCGGUGAUCAAGACUUCGAAAUCAUUCUAGUCUCCACAGACCGAGACCUCAAAGAGUUCGAGCUCAACAUAAGCAGCAUGCCAUGGCUUGCCAUCCCAUACCAGGAUAAAACAAGACAAGACCUUUGCAGAAUUUUCGACAUUAAAGUGAUUCCAGCUUUGGUUCUGAUUGGACCAGAUGGGAAGGCUAUUAGCACAAAUGGGAAGGCCAUGAUCUCCUUGUAUGGUGCCAAGGCCUUCCCAUUUACAGAGUUCAGGAUCAAAGAGCUGGAGGCAGCUUUAAGAAAAGAAGGAGAGGCAUUGCCUCCUCAAGUGAAGGAUAUAAAGCAUGACCAUUUGCUGAAGUUGGACAUGGCCAAAGCAUAUGUAUGUGAUUACUGCAAGAAGCAGGGGAGGUUCUGGGCAUUCUCUUGUGGUGUGUGUGAUUAUGAUCUUCAUCCGACUUGUGUAGAAAAGUCAUUUUAAGAAAAAGUUUAUUGAAUUGUGAGAGGUGUGAGUGUAAGUAAUUGAAUAUUGAAAUUUGGCUAUGCUGAAGUUAUUGUAAAAUGUUGAUAAGAUAUCCUUAUCAGCAAAGAUUUAGUAAAACUGUUACUUGAUGAAAA
Messenger RNA from Prunus avium (sweet cherry), 2005 nucleotides. Its product is annotated as protein kinase C-like zinc finger protein. The record is from RefSeq and is a predicted model, not a curated record. Lineage: Eukaryota; Viridiplantae; Streptophyta; Magnoliopsida; Rosales; Rosaceae. Gene Ontology annotation, molecular function: thioredoxin-disulfide reductase (NADPH) activity.